GCUGCGUCUCGUCUCUCGUUCCCUUCGACCCUCUCUGCACUUUGCUCAUAGAACCAUGGCAUCUACCCCAGAAUUCAACAAAUCCUUGUAUGCCCCCCUCUCCGAGAUCGACCCCGUCGUUCAAAACAUCAUCGACAAGGAGACAUGGCGGCAGUACUCUGGCCUCGAGCUUAUCGCGUCGGAGAAUCUGACGUCAAGGGCUACCAUGGAAGCCAAUGGCUCUAUCCUCACGAACAAGUACUCUGAGGGUCUUCCCAACGCACGGUACUAUGGUGGAAACGAGUACAUCGAUGAACUCGAAGUUCUUUGCCGCAAGCGUGCGCUUGAGGCAUUCCACCUUGACCCUGCUAAGUGGGGUGUCAAUGUUCAACCCUACUCGGGUUCAACAGCUAACUUUGCUGCCCUUACCGCCCUCCUACAGCCCCAGGAUCGUCUCAUGGGUCUCGGUCUUCCAGAUGGUGGUCAUCUGACCCACGGUUACUACACUGCCAAGAAGAAGAUGACGGCUUCUUCGAUCUACUUCCAGUCUCUCCCCUACGGCCUCGAUCCCGCGACACAACUGAUUGACUACGAAGGUCUUGCGAAGCAGGCCCGGAUUUUCAAGCCACGUCUAUUGAUCUGCGGUGCUUCCGCAUACCCUCGCGACUGGGACUAUCCCGCACUUCGCAAGGUCGCUGACGAGCACAGCGCAUACUUGAUGGCUGAUAUCGCCCACACCUCGGGUUUGGUCGCUGCGCAAGAGCUUGCCGAUCCUUUCGAAUACUGCGACGUCGUGACCACCACCACACACAAGACGCUGCGUGGCCCUCGUGCUGGCUUGAUCUUCUUCCGCAAGGAUGGUGAGAACCACAAGGAUCUCGAGAAGCGCGUCAAUGAUGCUGUCUUCCCGGCUUGCCAGGGUGGUCCCCACAACAACACUAUUGCUGGCAUUGCGACUGCUCUUCUCCAGGCGUCCCAGCCUUCGUGGAAGGCCUACGCGCAGCAAGUCGUCAAAAACGCGCGCGCUCUGGCGGAUGAGCUCGUCAAGAAUGGGUACAAGUUGCAGACUGGCGGCACAGACAACCACCUUGUCCUUUGGGAUCUCCGUCCCCUUGGUUUGACUGGCUCCAAGGUGGAGAAGGUCGGCGACCUUUUGGGCAUUACCAUCAACAAGAACGCUGUCUCGGGUGAUGCCUCCGCCCAGGUUCCUGGUGGAAUCCGUCUCGGCACUUCGGCUCUGACCUCUCGUAACAUGCUUGAAGACGAUGUGCGUCAGGUCGCGAGGUUCCUGCACCGCUCUGUCCAGCUUUCCCUGUUGUUGCAAAAGGAGGCCGGCUCCAAGCUGCUGAAGGACUUUGUGAGGGUAGCCACAACACCACAGGAGGGCAAGGAGGGCGCCAGGUUGGUCAAAGAGCUGAAGAAGGAAGUGACGACGUUCGCGAGGCGUUGGCCCGUUCCCGGUAUCGAGGGCGAGAUCAAGCGGCCUGCGGGUGUCGAGGAAGACGACUAGGUCCGCAUCGCUCGUUUAUCCGUUCGUACGUUGUUGGUUGGGGCGAGGGCGAGGGUGAGGGUCAGGGCCCGCGUGUAGGAUUUUGAAGAUUCAACGUCGUGCCGGUAUCUAUCAUCGGUGGAUGGGUCGGCACUUGUAGAUCAAAACGGACUUCAACAUUGUCCGACCCCGUGUAUUCAUAUUCAUUCACACCAUGUGUUGACACUUCGCAUGGCAGGUUUAAUGUGGAACAUCAUUCUAAUACACCUACAUCGGCUCAAUGCGCCUGGGCAUCUCG
This is a messenger RNA of Heterobasidion irregulare TC 32-1, 1766 nucleotides long. RefSeq lists its product as uncharacterized. The record is from RefSeq and is a predicted model, not a curated record. Gene Ontology annotation, molecular function: zinc ion binding; cobalt ion binding; glycine hydroxymethyltransferase activity. Gene Ontology annotation, biological process: tetrahydrofolate interconversion; folic acid metabolic process; L-serine catabolic process. Bases 56 to 1489 code for a protein of 477 amino acids. Gene Ontology annotation, cellular component: cytoplasm. The transcript has 8 exons. NCBI's taxonomy places the organism in Eukaryota, Fungi, Basidiomycota, Agaricomycetes, Russulales, Bondarzewiaceae.